Messenger RNA from Ostertagia ostertagi, 540 nucleotides. Lineage: Eukaryota; Metazoa; Nematoda; Chromadorea; Rhabditida; Trichostrongylidae. The record is from the annotation of a GenBank genome assembly.
AUGUUCGCCGAAAUACUUUGGAGUGGAAAAAAUCUUAAAAAGUACAAGAUUAGACACCAGGCUCUCUCAUUCUACACACGGCAUCGGAAAACAGAAUGUGGAGCAAUAUUAGACACAGAAGGCAGCUACACUCUACCAAAAAACGACCAGUGCUCACUCAAAGUCGCAGUGCCCGAAAAAAGCGCUGUACAGAUUACUGUAUCAGGCAAAGCAUUCAAAUGUAAACGACAUUUGAAGGAUCUUAUGAUAGAGUCGAUGGAGACGAAAAUGAUUUCCUUUCCGUGUUUUCAACGAGAUGCGGCUGCUUUAUUCAUUGGUGAUCAACGCAAAUACAUUAUUCAUACGAAAAAUCUACCGUCUGCGUCUCACAUUGGAAUUGCUUAUUACAAGACCCAGUACGAAUGCGGUGAUGUAGUACCAUUUGACGUCGUUGGCAUGGACUUAACAGUAAAAUAUUCCUACACAGAAAACUCUCUCUGCAGUGUGAUCCUUCCAGGCAGAACGCGAGCUGUAAUUAGUAGAGUUGAUGGAGCAAAUACG